AUGUCUGCUCCAGUUCGCAUUUCUACCCCAGUUUGUGUUUCCUCUGAAAAUAUCGUCGAUACAAGGCCAUUGCUUACCUUGGUGGAGGACAAUCAUGAUGCGAUCAUCUUUGAUCCCGCCUUUAACUGGUUUGCACCUGGCGAAGAGGGAAAAUAUCACUCACAGUUCCAUCAGGGCUCCCCAACCAUCAGCGUCGAAUUCGUUGGCUAUGUCCUGCAGUUCUCGAACCCACAUCAGCCAAUGAUCUACCCUCUAUAUCUCAAGUGCCAGCUUUUCCAGAUUGCUUAUUUGGAAACACCUAUGCUGCAUAGCUCUGCAUUCGAGCUCGCUGGAUUUGAGGUUCCGUUGUUUGCUGUAGUGCUGCAGGCCAUGGAAACUGCUCUUCCUUGUUUGAAUCUGCAGUGGGUGUGGGGCAGGACUGGCAUCGACAAUGUGCUCCACGGUGUGUAUCACUAUAUGGACGUGGCUCGCGCCCAUGAACCUGAGGUCAAAGUGAACCUCAUGGGGUACCCUUUCGGGUACUAUGUCGCAGUCAUUCCUGAUAUUGAUGCUUCAAUUAACGGAUCGACAAUCCUUCAGAUGACAUGGAUGGGCUCCUUGGUCAUGAUGCUCGGCACUCCUCACACCACUGUGGUCGACAAGCUGCCCCGCCCGAAAAAGAUCCUAGCUGCACACAGUUUACAUCAAAUUAUGGAGAUGUGCCCGAACUGGCACAAGGUUCUUGCAUACUUGUGUAUGCUUUUAAGGGUGGCUAUAUGCUGUGGUCGCACUGAUAAUCCAUAUCUCCUCGUCAAUGUGGAGUUUUCUGCGCGCCGAUUGGAAAUAAUUCGUAGCAUUUGGCCUGAAUGCCUUUUAUGCGCAAACGUCACCUCUGAGAACUUGGAAACAGUGCUCACCAAAAUCACACAAGUUCCGAUGUCACACAAUGAUGUCUUAGCACUCGCUAGUCCAUGGAUUACCCAGUUCAUGUAUGACAACCGUCGUGUAGUGGUCAACAGCAUGGACGAUCCUCGUAUCUUUGGCCUGGGUAAUUUCUUUGGGUUAGCACAAAGGGAGAUCAUCGUUGACCUGUUAAAGAUGUUUCUGUGCCCCUAUGCGCAUACAUUCCCAAUCGAGGUUAAUUUUCUUCAGGCUUCACUUUCACUGGCCAACACUUAUUUUGCCCUGCAGCUUAAUGGUUUUGCUGCAUUCCUCAUGCUACAGAUUGUCAAAGAGCUUGUUUAUCACAUGAUCUUCAGGACCAUGUCGACGAGCCGCAUCCGAUUUACCAUCGCUGACUUAGAGCCUGCUACAUUCAGGACUGUUGCCAAUCCUCCAGUGGACACAUUGGCCUUGGCGGGAUCCAGCAUCAGUGCCUUUUACUCUGAGUCUAUUGAAUGUUACCAAGCCCUCUUGGCGAGACUCCUGUCCCUCUGUGGGGCAAAUGAGGCGAUGCCAGAUUAUCCUAGUGUGGCUCAAAUAUACAGCGAACUUCACGAGAUGGCUAUCAUGCUUCUCCAGCAGGACAAUGAUCUGUCCAUCACAUGA
This is a messenger RNA of Suillus discolor, 1527 nucleotides long. RefSeq lists its product as uncharacterized. NCBI's taxonomy places the organism in Eukaryota, Fungi, Basidiomycota, Agaricomycetes, Boletales, Suillaceae. The transcript is spliced from 8 exons. The record is from RefSeq and is a predicted model, not a curated record. Bases 1 to 1527 code for a protein of 508 amino acids.